Molecule: messenger RNA, 4938 nt
Organism: Daphnia pulex (common water flea)
Lineage: Eukaryota; Metazoa; Arthropoda; Branchiopoda; Diplostraca; Daphniidae
Product: Krueppel-like factor luna
Exons: 2
Coding region: 2876-4903 (675 amino acids)
Biological process (GO): regulation of transcription by RNA polymerase II
Molecular function (GO): RNA polymerase II cis-regulatory region sequence-specific DNA binding; DNA-binding transcription factor activity, RNA polymerase II-specific
Source: RefSeq, a predicted model, not a curated record
GAAUGCUGGAAUGUUGACCGAAAGGUUGCACGCGGUUACUCAUCCGAAAAGAAUUACGUAAUCAAAUCAUGGCGAAAGCGACGGAUUGCUCAGAAACGAGUUAUUUCUUAUGAUUUCAAUACGGCGCCACUUUGAUUAGUCAUCUGACGUGUCGGGAGGCUGGGCUGGCAUGAAGAUGAUGAGGUGAAACGCACGACAAUGAGAUUGGGAAUGAAACGGGAAGAUGAAGAAUAAGAAGAGCCCCCCUGCAGGGUAGAGGAAACAAGCGGAGCGUGAGUCACUUUAAUUUUCAUGAAUUCUCGGUACGUCGAAUCGAAAUGUUUGAUGUUUUACUGCCGAGCUGCUGCUGCUGCUCACGGCGCUGCCGGCUGGCGCGUUAGAUGGCGUUCAGGCACCACUUCCGGUUCCGGUUGACAUUUCCCGACCUCCCGAGACUUUGGGACUUUAGUAGCUGGAAGGAAACCAUCUUCUCUCGUGCAUUUUCUUUUCUCGGAACCGAUUUGAUUCAGUUCAAAAAAAAAUUCUUUUCGUUUCUUUUUUCGUGAAUUUUGUCUACCGAGAACGACCGAGAACCGGCAUUUCUUAAUUGUUUCCCGCUCAUAAAAAUUACCCUUUUUCUUCCUUCUUAUCAAUUUCGAUAAGCCCGCCGUGAGAAAAUGCCGUGUCGGAAGUGGGAGACGUCCCAUUCCUACCACCUUGUUCCGCCUACCCCCUUACAACUCGUUCACGUGUGUAUCAUUUUAUAGGAUCGGGAUAUCUCGUCGAAAAAGAUAAAUUGAAAUUGGCGGGGCAAAGAUCGUCUGCUACCUUUGGACCGGGAGGCGAUAAAUAGUUCCGCUUGUCCUUUAUUUCUUUGACGCUCUUAUCUCUCUCUGCGCCGCUCUUUAGUCUUUUAAUAAAUUUAUUUUCGAGAUUCAAUAUUUGCCGAGCCGGUGUGCGGCCUACGUACAGAGUGCAAAGGAGAUUAUUGAUAAGAUCCUGCUCCCCUGCUGUCCCAGUGCAGCGUGAGGCUGCGUCUUCUGCCGAAUUUUAGAUUGAUAAUCCGUCACAUCCGGAACACCUUAACCUUUUGGAAAAGGGUAACCAUGGGAGACACCGUUGAUGAGGAGGGAACGCAUUUCCUGGAACGGGAAACUGAGCAAUGAAAGAGAAACAUUUCAUUCAUCCAGAAUUCACAAAGUGCAAACACGAGUUUUUUCUCCUUUUUCUUUUUCUUUGAUAAAAGUUUUCAUCGGAAAAUUCACUCGUGGAAAAUGUCACGCCGGAACUGGCCCACCUUUCUCUUUUUAUUUUUGCAAACGUCAAUUUAUUUUUCACAUCAUUACCAAUUAAAGGUGAAUCACGACGCGCGAAUCGUCUGAAUGAAUGAUUUUAUUUUUAGCAUUGGGAAUCAAGUGGAUUAGGUCGACCGAUUUAAAAGUUUCGAUCGGAAUGGCAACAGGUAUAAAAAGGACAGCCGGGCGACAGGUGAACAAGCGCCGCACGGCAUAGACUCAAUUUCUCGCAGGUGAGAGCGCGCGGCAGCUCAGAACAGAAAACCCUCAAGGUGAUUGGUCCAAGUGACGUCAUGGAAUUUACAAGAAACACGUCACCACUUUUUUUUUUAUUGGUUUGUGGUCACGGGCGCCAUCUGAGAACAGGCCAAAAUAAAAAAAAACAAUGGCCGUUUUUGCAAUUCUUACGUCACCGUUUCUUUUCUUUUUUUCACGCGUUUAGUCACAACAUUUUUUUGUUUGGAUAGCGCCCGUUCUGUUUGCUGCGAAUCAUCUCGACGAAGUAAAUUUGGUUUUUAUUUUGUAAAAUAGUAAAAAAGAAAUGCGAAUGUCCUUAUAUGGUCAUUGACGGUUUAUACUGCAGCGAAAAUGGAUUCUAUCGCGUGCCCGCGUGAGGGGCCCUAUACGACAGAAAAUGUUUCUUUACUUUUAAAUGGUGGAGGAGGGUGGGGUUGGGUGGGAAACUCCGCCACAGCGCCGGCGCAGACGUUUCUCGGAACAUAACAAACAAAUAUAACGUGAAAAAAGUGAGAGAGAGUCCCAUUUUUCUAUACGAAAGAUAAGCUCUCUUUCUCUCCUUUGCUGCCUAUAGCGUGAAUGGACGUGACGUCACAUGUACCGGGGAGUGGUGACGUCACCCCGGUGCUGCGCCGUGCGGGCCGGGCCCGCCGCCAUUGGGACGGGGCGGAGCUUGGGUCUUUCCGGUUUCGUUCAUUCAUAGAGCCGUGAGUGGACGGCAUUUAUCCUCAGUCUCCCGCCAGACUUUGUGCAAGAUUCACGUGUUUACAAAUUAAGUCUUUUGCACUACAUUUUAACCCUGUCGUCACACUACUACACGGAAAACAAACAAAAAAGUUGUUCCUUGGCGCGUGAAUUGAAAUAUUCAAAUUCAUCACGGAAACGAUUCAAAUUUUGACACGACAAUUCCGUUAUUAAUUCCCCUGCUUCCGUUUGAAUCGACAUUUCGACAACAAUUCUGGCACGUGCUUCUCAACUCAUUUGACCGCCAAAUUCAAAAAUUCAUACAACGAAAUUAGCGGGAAAAUUUGAACACCCCUAAAAAGCCCAAACAAGAAAAAUAACGAGAAGAAAAAUUACCAAAGUCAAAAGAAAAUUUUUACUUUCGAUGACCAUUCCGUCGGCAUUCGGUGGUGCACGUGUUGUUUGAUUGUGCGGACUUGUCAAUCAUUGACCGGCCAUCGGGUAGCGACCAGUCGCUGAGUGCUUCGGCGGUUGGCGGAGGAGCCCCACCGGCACAGACUGGUCCAGAGUCUCCUCGUUCGUCCAGUCAACUAUUGCCAAGUGCCGCAGUAGUUUCGGGAGGAGCUACCAGUAGCCAAAUUGUCGUCCAUCCACAAUCAAGCGAUCCCGAAUCUUCAGCCAUGAUCAUGGACGGAUUGGAAACCAUGUCGUUCGGCGAGGCCAACGUUCACUUUCAUCACUUGCUCAACUUUGAAACGUUCAAAGCCGAAAUGCCCGACGAUUCGGCCAACGUGGCCGGACUCGGGCGAAUCAGAUCCGACGCCAACAACAUCAACGACAGCCUCAACACGCCGGGCAUUUCCAAUUUUAUGGAUUUGCCCAUCUUUUCUUUCGGACCUUCCACGGUCCUGCCGACUCUUCCGUCCGUUUUCAGCGGCACUGGAUUGGAUUCGGAUUUGGGGUUGGACGAGCCGACGGCGGCUGAGCUGCAACAAGUUGAAAUCGAAUCGAAUUGCGGGAGCAGAAGUAGCAGCAGCACGUCCAACGAGAGUUCCAGCACCAGUUCCAGUUCCAGCAGCAGCUCCAGCAGCAGCUCAUCCUCCAAUUCUAGCUGCAGUAGCGUUGUCGCAAGUCCCAGCGGAAUUGUUCUGGUCGAAGACGAGCUGGAAGUGGCCCUGGUCAGUCCCGCCGGCCCAGUUAGCGACAGCCGCAGCGGCCCGUCUCUCAAGAGGAAGGCGGAAGAGACGAGGAUCGACGAAGACGAAGACGACACAUCGUUGGAAAUGUACCCGACGGACGGACUGCAUCCGCACGCCCAGGUGUCGGCCCAGCAAAGUCGACUCAUGAGCUACCGCGGAGUCUUCAGCUCGACGGCCAACAGCGGACCCGCCGCCUCGGCUGGAAGUCACGGAGCUGCUGGACACCUUUUGUCAUUGCCCGGUCCCAUGCCCAGCACGCCGGACAUUCUUUCCCCUAACACGGGACUGGCUUCCAUCAACUGGAUCCUCAACACGGCCGCCGCUUCAGCCGCCGCCGGACCGGACGCCAAACCUUCCAUCAUCAAUCCGCUCUUCUUCUUCGGCCAUCAACCGGAGCAGCAACAACCGACCGAUAAGUCGUCACAACAUCACCAUGCGCAUCAUCAACAGCAGCAGCAACAACAGCAGCAACAACAACAACAUCACCAGCACCAUCACCAUCACUUUGAUUCAUCGCAGCACGGCCAGGACAUGACGCAGUUGGUCCAGCAAAACUACGACAGCCAGUCGAUCGAAAUGGCCAAACAUUCGAAUUCGUUCCAGCAGGCGGCCGGCGACGAGUCGUACGCUUCGGCUCCUUCCAAUCCAUCGCCGCAGCAACAGCAGCCUCCGCCAAAGUACCAGUGGUCCGGUUUUUCGCCUCCGCCGCCUUCCGUCGGAGAUUACGGAGCGGGGCCGUUGAUACCCAAACAGGAGCCGCUGACGACCAUCAGCGGAGGUGGAGCUUAUCCGGGCAGCAGUAGCGAAACUGGAGGCAAUUACUCUGCGGGCAGCUCAGCAUCCAGCAGCGCCGGGGGAGCGUCUUCCGGACAGGUCCGUCUGGCGGAUUACACUCCGUCAACGAGCAAAGGACACGAAAUCCUGUCGCAAGUCUACCAGCAGCAAGGCGGAAGCGGAGGCAGCGGCGGACCCAUCCGCCUGGUUCCGGUCAAAGCCCGUCGCUAUCCAGUGCGUCCGAGCAAGACGCCCGUUCACGAGCGGCCCUACGCCUGUCCGGUCGACUCGUGCGACCGGCGGUUUUCCCGGUCGGACGAACUGACCCGCCACAUUCGCAUCCACACGGGUCAGAAGCCGUUCCAGUGCCGGAUCUGCAUGCGGGGCUUCUCGCGCUCCGACCACCUGACGACUCACAUCCGGACGCACACGGGCGAGAAGCCGUUCGCCUGCGACCAGUGCGGCCGCAAAUUCGCCCGCUCCGACGAGAAGAAGCGACACGCCAAAGUUCAUCUGAAGCAACGGGUCAAACGCGAGUCGACGUCCCACCGGCUGAGCAGCAAUUCGGCCGCCGCCGCUUCCGCCUCGGCCCAUUCGUCUUCAUCCAAUUCAACGGGCCAAUUGGGUGGGGCCCGGAGCGCAACGCAGACUCCAUCGACGACGAGCCGGAGCGCCGUUUCGUCCCCGUCGGAUGUGAUCUCAGUGCCAUCGUCCCUAGCUCAUAAUAUCAUGUGACUACGUCAACAAAUGUAUCCAUCAUCAUCCUAACA